CAUCUGCCAUUUAAUAAUAGUGCACGGCAAAGCAUGGUCGCAUCGUUCUUCGUUUCUUUACUAAAUUCUUUCCAUUUUAGAAUAUACUUUUCACUUCCAUUAUGUCUAUACUAUUAAUAGUAAUAAUUAAUUGUAGUAUUCUUCUAACCUCUUCAUACAUGGAGAGUGAGCUCAAUCUGGAAGAAUUUUUUAAAGAAUCUCAUUGUAUUCCAGAGCCGUCCGAAAAUUUUCUUUCGCAAUAUAUAUCGAAAAACGCUGUACAAAGUGAAAGAAGUACAAGCUCUGUGAGAAAUUACAGAUCGGAAGUCAAUCUCCUGGUACAAUUCAACAAAAUAGAAUUCGCUUACAAUGUGGAAAGUGAGGAGGGUCCUGUUCAAGAGAGAAUAUUCAAUAUUUCGCUUGAACUUGGAGACGAAACAUUUUAUGGUUCAGGGAAAAGCAAGAAAGAAGCUAAGGAAAAGGCUGCCAAAGAAGCAAUCGAAAAUACUACUUAUAAAAAACCUUUGAUACGCCCUAAAGACAUAGAUGUAAUUGAUGAAAAUUCACCUCCCACCGUGAUUCUUAAUAAUCUAGGAUUGAAGCAUGGCUACCAGAUACAUUAUUAUAUGGUUGAUCCAGUGUUAUCAAAUAGAGUGAUAAAUUUGAAACUACUAAAGGAAAAAUCUCAAUUUACAAAUUCCUCAUUUUGGAAGGAAGUAGCUCAUUUGGACGAACCACCCAAAAGUCCAUUCAGCGUCGAGGUAGAUGUAGAUGGCCAAAGUUUCUUUGCUAAAGCCCACACGAUUCAGUCUGCUAAACACGAUGCUGCUAUGAAAGCUAUAAAAUAUUUGAAGACAAAAGGUUCGGAUAAGAGCAGCCUAUGCACUACCGAAGGUAAAGAAGUUGAGUGUGCUAAAGCGAAAGCUAAAUUGAAGUCUCCGAUAAGUAUUCUAUAUGAAUACGCUCAGAAGAGGAGGCUCUCUCUUGAAUUCAACGAAUUGGAAAGAUCGGGACCAGCACAUAAACUAAUUUUCGAGAUGGAGUGUACAUUAGGGCCGGAGAAAAUAAGUGCCAAAGGCAGAUCGAAGAAAGAAGCUAAGAGAAUAGCUGCAGAGAAGAUGAUUGAAAUAAUACCUGAUCUAGAUUUACCUACAGAUUUGAACGUUGAUCCAACAUCAGAUGGCACUACUAAACUGAAGGGAGGAAAGAGAAAAGCUUCAAAAACUCUAUUAGAUGAUACGAAAGACGCUCUGAACAAUAUGGUCAAUUUUUUCAGUUCAGGUGAUGAAAGUGCAAAAAGUGAAACUCAAACGAACCUUGAUGAUGAAGAGAGUAAAAAAUCGAAAAAAAAAAAGAAUAGUGGUAAUGAUUGGUCCCCAAUGGAGAAACUAGCAGAGACAGGAAAAGCUCUAAAUUUGAACGUGCAGUUUCACACAAUGCCAAGGAAAAAAUCGGGGUUUUACUCCAUAUUGAGUCUAGAUCUGAAUCCUUCUCAUAUCUGUUUGGGAAUUGGUUCAAACAUCGAAACAUCACAAGAGUAUGCUGCUCUGAAUGGUUUGAAAUUCUUGCAUAAACUUGAUGUGUUAGAGGGAGUGGAAGAAAAUGACUUGGAUAUCGCAAGAUUUUCAUUUGACAACUACAUAUGGCUCACAAAAGAACACACUGAAGAACUUUGAGGUACACAUCACAGAUUUCGAAAUAUUAAUUUUUAUAAUGACAAUUUUAAUUUAAGACACGAAUUCCUUUGUUCCUUUUUUAUGUCUGAAUUGUUAUUUUUUGUUUUUAAAAAUAAACAUUUUGUGUUCAGUA
This is a messenger RNA of Coccinella septempunctata (seven-spotted ladybird), 1788 nucleotides long. Its product is annotated as double-stranded RNA-binding protein Staufen homolog 2-like. NCBI's taxonomy places the organism in Eukaryota, Metazoa, Arthropoda, Insecta, Coleoptera, Coccinellidae. The transcript has 8 exons. Bases 102 to 1655 code for a protein of 517 amino acids. The record is from RefSeq and is a predicted model, not a curated record.